This is a messenger RNA of Penicillium soppii, 1752 nucleotides long. RefSeq lists its product as uncharacterized. Gene Ontology annotation, molecular function: catalytic activity. NCBI's taxonomy places the organism in Eukaryota, Fungi, Ascomycota, Eurotiomycetes, Eurotiales, Aspergillaceae. The coding region runs from base 1 to 1752 and encodes 583 amino acids. The transcript is spliced from 2 exons. The record is from RefSeq and is a predicted model, not a curated record.
AUGUCUGCUACACACGAGACUAUUGCCAGCCCAGAUAUCUAUGGACCGGGCACUUUCGUGGACAAGAGCUUUCUCGCCGUCCCCCACGAUGCUCGUCGAGUCUUUGAACUCCUCGCUAAUUCGACGCCCAACUUUACCCAGAACCGCAAUGCAUGGAAUUCGGUCAAAUUUGAGGGCUAUGACGACCCCAUGAUUCCAGGACCACUCAAAGCUCCUGUCAUCGCCGCUGCGCUUCAUGCCAUGUGUGGUGUUGUUGCUAAUGAGCUGCUGGCCGAAAGGGAUGGUCAAGAAGCGGAAGACCGUAGCGUGACUAUCAAUACCGACCAAGCUGCAAUCUGGCUUGGAUCUAUUUUGACGAUUCGGUUGAAUGGAUCCGAGGUCACUGAACUUAUGAAGAUGGGCAAGGGUUCUUCAAUUUUUGACCGCGACUUCGAGAAGGGUGUUUUUGAAAACCCCCUCAGACUUCGAACAACAGCCAUUUAUCCGACUAAGACUCCUGGUGUUUGGUACCAGCUCCAUGGGUCACUUCAUGCGGAUCCCGUUCUGCACGCCAUUGGCAUCGAUCCCGCAACCAAAUGCGAAUCCGCAGCCGAUGCCUACAGUCUGAUUCGCGAGCAGACCCAGAAGUUCACCGCAGAUGAAUUGGAGAUGAUCAUGAUUAAAAAUGGAUUUUGCGGGAGCAUCUGUCACACUCCGGAUGGGUGGAGCAAGACAUUGAUGGGGAAGCGGCUGCAGGCCCAUCCAUUCAUUAACUAUUCCCAUCAGUCCCAUGCUGCACCAACGCUACCGACCCCUCUGCCAGUUCUGCCGGAAGACAGGCGUCCACUGGCUGGUAUCAAGGUAAUUGAGCUUGUUCGAAUUAUCGCCGGCCCGGUGAUUGGAACCACCUUGGCUGCACUCGGGGCCGAUGUGAUCCGCGUCAACUGCAGCAAACUUCCGGAUAUCAAUGCCUUGCAACUGACCCUGAAUGCCGGAGUACGGACCAUUGACCUAGACCUUACCGAUGUCGACGACGUAGCUCGAUUGAAGGAGCUGUGUCAAGAUGUGGAUAUUUUCAUCCAAGGCUUCCGCCCGGGCUCUCUGGAGAGAAAAGGAUUCGGCUUGAACCAACUUCUGGAAAUAGCCAGUAAACGAGGCAAAGGUGUUGUCUACGUAGAAGAAAACGCUUAUGGGCCCGAUGGUCCCUUCUACGAGCGACCGGGAUGGCAGCAAAUCGGAGAUGCGGCUUCCGGUGCUUCCUUCGUAUCCGGAAAAUCGCUUGGUUAUGCCGAUGGAACCAGUGUUCUUCCUCCCCUUCCCAUCUCGGAUAUGACUACCGGACUUGUUGGAGCUCUCGGUGCUUUGAUGGCACUUCGUGACCGCACGCGAAAUGGAGGAUCCUACCGCGUGCUCAGCUCCUUGGUUGCCGCUGAUGCGAUCUCGCUUCAGCCUGAGAUCGGCCUAUAUUCUCCGGAGGUUGUGCAGAAAAAUCAGGAGACUUUCCAGUGGGAGACCAUGGAGCCUUCGCAGUAUGUGUCGGAGCUGCUGAUGGUCGUCCUGAAUGGCUGGAAGAGGGUCUACCCGGAAUAUUUCACUCGGGAAUCGCCCAUCAUGACAACCUUUGAGAAAAGCCACUGGGGACACUUGCAGUUGCUGAGCCCCGUGGUCAAGCUUGGUGACGACUCCGCCACUGCUCGCUGGACUACCCCAUCCGUACCACACUGCUAUUACGACCGCGGCAUUUCAUGGCACCCGAGCCCACGGACAACCUAA